UUAAAGAGACGAGAAAUAUUGUAUUUGAGUAAAUGUAUAGUCUCUGAUCAAUUUAAACAUAGAGAUAUUGCUGUUAAAAACGAAUGUUUUUUCUCAUGUAUCUCGUGACUUUUGACUUGCAGUUCUCGCUCUGUCCUACGAGUGGCGUCAUAAAGCACAGCAACAACACAAGUUAUGGAACGUUUUCCUUCUAAUUGUGCAAAUUAAUGCAUUAUUAUUUACCAGUAGAGGCAAAAGCCUGAAGGCCGCAUUCAUAACCACAUACCGUGCAGCCCUAUUUUAGUCUGUCCUCUGUUUUCUAAUGAGAAACGUGUGCCAAAUGAGUUCCUGGGCAUUUAUGAGCUCAGCACAAACAGAGUGGCUUCACAAACCUCCAUUGACUUCACUGUCUGCUAGUACUGUGUAUGAAGGCUGAAUGCGAAAGAAAGGAGUUCUCCACCACAUGUUCAGCUUGUUGGUUUUAGGACUUUGCUGCUUAGAGGUGAGAUGUCAAGCAACUUUAUCAUCAAACUCACUCAGAUCAUCUAUACUAAUUUCAUCUAAAAUUCAUCUAUACACACAAUCUAAGAUUCAUUCUAUCAAGUACCUUUACAUGAUUUGUUUGCAACAAACAACUCUUGGUAUUUUGAAUUUAAACUCAUAUAUUUUUUGAUAUGGUUGUGUGAUGACCAUGGCAUCCCUCACUGAAGAAAACAGAAAGAGUGUCAGCUGACCUCAGCUCACCUGUCAUCCAGAGAAAAUGGCAGUUUAUGCCAGUUUAUGCCAGAGACCAGAAGACCCGACCGAACAUCAAGCUUCAGCAGUAAAGAAUUUUCAGAGUCGGAUCCCUUAUUUCACAAUGAGUUUUACGGGACAGCAUUGGCUUCUGGCACCAUAUCGGAGAUUCAUGGCCAGGAGAUGCCGAGCGAGUCAGUCCGGGCCUUGGUGAUACAGAUUUUGUUUCCAUUCCUCCUAGCUGGUUUUGGGACGGUUCUGGCAGGGAUGUUGCUGGAUGUAGUGCAGCACUGGGACGUUUUCCGUAAUGUGACUGAGAUCUUCAUCCUUGUCCCACCUCUACUGGGCCUAAAGGGGAACCUGGAGAUGACAUUGGCAUCAAGACUUUCCACUGCUGUGAAUGUUGGCAGAUUUAACUCUUCAAGCGAGAAAUGGAACCUGAUCAUUGGAAAUCUCGCCCUCAAACAGGUACAAGCUACAGUUUUGGGCUUCCUGGCUGCUCUGGUAGCUUCGGCUCUUGGUUGGAUCCUGGAGGAAGAGCUCAUCGUGAACCAUGUAGCUCUGCUUUGCUGUUGCAGCAUUGUGACAGCAUUCACAGCAUCUCUGCUGCAGGGCAUCGUAAUGGUUGGUGUGAUUGUUGGAUCCAAGAAGGUGGGCGUGAACCCUGACAACAUAGCCACGCCCAUCGCUGCCAGUUUAGGUGACAUCAUCACACUUGGACUCCUGGCCGUCAUUAGUCAAGGCUUCUUUUACUGCAUGGAGCCAUACCCUUAUAUUACCUACCUGGUGUGUGUUGUUUUCCUAUGCCUGACGCCGAUGUGGGUAAUUCUUUCAUUUCGGCAUUCUGACAGCCAAAAACUGCUGUUUUCCAGCUGGGAGCCAGUAAUAACUGCAAUGAUGAUCAGCAGUCUUGGAGGACUGAUUCUGGACCGUACCAUCACUGAUCCAAAGCUUGAAGGAGUUGUUCUCUACAGUCCUGUUAUAAACGGUGUUGGUGGUAAUCUGGUUUCCAUCCAGGCUAGUCGUGUAGCCACGUAUCUUCAUUUUCACUGUCCGCUGGGCGAGCUUCCAGAUGACGCUAAAGGAUGUUACUCCCCUUGCCACAACUUUUGCACCACAGGACCGAAUGGGAGAUCAGCACAGGUGCUGCUCACGCUGGCCAUCCCAGGUCACCUGGUCUUCAUCUACACCAUUUACCUGAUACAAGGCAGCCCGGAUCCACCCACUGCAGUCUUCAUUUUCUUCUAUUUGGCAGCUGCUUUCACACAGGUGUUCCUUCUGCUGGGCAUUGUUGAUGUGAUGGUUCAUUGCUUGUGGAAGUGGGGCAGGGAUCCUGAUAGCUUCUCCAUCCCGUAUCUAACAGCUCUGGCGGAUCUUUUGGGCACUGGCUUUCUGACACUGUGUUUUCUUCUUAUGUCACUGUUGAAUGUUACUUGAAAUAUCAGCCUCUCCAUACAUGCCAGUCAGAUCCCUGUGUGCAGUUCAUUGAGUCACAUAAGCUGCCUCAUGUGACAAUAGCACUUCUCCAAGCCACACAACUGUCUUCAUUGAAUAAAGAGCUGCUGUCGUCUGUUUCCAAAUGUUGUUAUGUUAAAUGUAUCUCUGAUUUGUACUCAUCUUCCUGGAUAAGUAUUCUUUCUUUUGUACUCUAUAGUACAACAUUUCUCAUCUGGUUUUAAUAAAAAUAUGUUAAUUAUAUGUUUUUAUGGUUCAGAAAUGUGCAUUCAGUGACAGGAUAUCAUAUGGUCUUAAUGUCCAAAUAUUUGCAUUGGGCAGCCUUAUACAAUUUAACAAUGCAUGUGGAUUUUAUUUUUGUGUUGAUUAAUUAUUAAUCUUCAGGAUGUAUUAAUAAGGAGAAUAAACACAAUAAUGCCUCAGUAUUGAUAGCUUAAUAUUUU
This is a messenger RNA of Cyprinus carpio (common carp), 2612 nucleotides long. RefSeq names its product solute carrier family 41 member 2a (gene slc41a2a). Bases 760 to 2151 code for a protein of 463 amino acids. Gene Ontology annotation, biological process: monoatomic cation transport. The transcript has 12 exons. The record is from RefSeq and is a predicted model, not a curated record. Gene Ontology annotation, molecular function: monoatomic cation transmembrane transporter activity. Gene Ontology annotation, cellular component: plasma membrane. Lineage: Eukaryota; Metazoa; Chordata; Actinopteri; Cypriniformes; Cyprinidae.